AUGAAAAAAAUCUUCCGAAUCUUCGUUGCCACGACGUCCUCUGAAUUCUUCUGCGAGGAAACAGUUGAGCUUUUUAAUAAGUGGCUAGGCGACCCUGAGAUACAUGAAUUCCUUCCAUCUGAAAGGAGAAUAUGGUACGACAACACUGCCGCUCAGAGUCCUGCCAAUGUGCUCCGCCCCAUGGUGGAAUAUGUGGCUUCACGCUGGACAUGGAACCACUUCUGGGACCCUGAGCUCCGCUGCGCAGGCGUUUACAACUUCAUCAAUCUUCAAAAAUCUCGGCCCCCGUGCUCUAUUUCUACUCUCGAACAGGUCCUAGAGGCCGCUGAGUGGGGGACCCUGAAAAAGACGACGUUUGCAUUUGAAAUGAAUCCGACAGACUGGCGAAUUCGUUCAAGCAUGGCGAAAGCUUAUCAACAGAAGCACCGAUAUGGGCGGGCGAUUGAUCUCUACCACACCGUCAUCGAAGACUUGAAAGCCAUGAAAUCGAAUCCCGCACUGUAUAUAACCAUUCAUGAUGAGUACGAAAAGCUUGGGCAUUGCUACUGGCUCCUCGACGACCACGCCGAAGCUUUCAACAUGUGGCGAAACGGGUAUGAAUUCUAUCACUGCAGCACAUGUGCCAAAGCCGUUCUACUAGACCUGAACCGCAAGGGACAGAGUAGAAAAAUCCUUGAACUUCUCCAGAGCAUGAAUGGGCGGUCGACAAGCGAGGGAGUGAACUGCCUCACGGAUUUCUUGAUCACUCGCCGAUCCACGGAACAUGUUGAGAUGUAUCCAUUCGGCGCCGUAAUCCUCCGAGAGAAAUGCAUGCCAUUCUUUGUCCAGGCAUAUACCGAUGCUAUUGCUACAGCCCGUCGAGACAAAAAAACAGUGAGAGCCGCUAAAUUGGAGUUGGCUCUGUCGGUUAUACUCCAUCGCUAUGGAGACGGUUCUGCUCAAGCGGCCCGCAUUUGGGAGCGGCUCAUCGAGACCUACAAGAUAAAUCCAGAGAGAGGAGAAGUCAAUGAAAUUAUCCGUGAAGCAUCGGCCCGACUAAGCGCUUACUAUUUGGCGCAGUCCUUGAGGGUUGACUGCUCCGAGUUGGAUAAGCAGCGAUAUGGUCAGUUGUUGGAACGGCUAAACAGGGCUAGACCACUGCUUUCGAGCAACAGCAUUUCAUCGCCAAUACCACAGAGCAGCCUUCCAGCAUCUGAUCUGAGUUGGUCAGAGUGGGUGAUGCGCAACAAUCUUGGAAUCUACUACAAGACUCGUGGCCGAGACGAGGAUUCAUUAAAACACUUCAAGCCUCUCAUUCAAGGAUGUCUUGACAGACUGACCGGAUACGACAUGAGAAUGGACGGGUAUUAUUUUACCCAGCUAGGAAAGGUUAUGGUGGCGUUGGAGACUUGA
Messenger RNA from Penicillium daleae, 1392 nucleotides. RefSeq names its product tetratricopeptide repeat protein. Gene Ontology annotation, molecular function: protein binding. The transcript has 2 exons. Lineage: Eukaryota; Fungi; Ascomycota; Eurotiomycetes; Eurotiales; Aspergillaceae. The record is from RefSeq and is a predicted model, not a curated record. Bases 1 to 1392 code for a protein of 463 amino acids.